CUGUCUGCUUCUGGAGAUAUGUUAAAUGCAAACAGAGUGGAGAUUAGGGCAAUUUUCCAGCGACGCGGGGGGGACAGAGGGGUGUCAGCAGUAAGAUUUUUAUGGUGAGAAUCACCUGAGUUGGRCAAACACAGAUGCUGGUGAGCACCAGACUAUAAAGGGCAGCUCCUCUCUCCUCUCCCUGUGACCCUCGACAAGCCGCUACUCCGCACCAUCUCGGGACAGCAGGGAGCAAGGAGGAUGAUGGCAGCGGCCAGACUCGCCCUCCUGCUGCUGGGCUGCGUGGGGCUCCUGCGGCCGGUCGAUGCCAGGUACAUAAACUACUGCCCCGACGGCUGGUCCUACUACAAGCUCGGCUGCUUCAAAUACUUCCGUGAGCCCCUCACCUGGGACGAGGCUGAGAGGCAGUGCCAGAACACCCAGAAAGGAGCCCACCUGGCCUGGGUGGAGGAGCCCCGCGAAGCUAGCACCCUGAGGAGAGCCAUCUCCUACUACCAACGCGUGGAAUCCGUCUGGAUUGGCCUCCAACGGGACAGAGAGAGCCAGACCUGGCAGUGGACAAAUGGRAAUAAAUACAGCCUCGCCAGUGGGAUCCCUGGGAACAGUGCCCGAGGCGGGGCCUGCGCCAUGCUGACCCACCAGAGCAGUUUCACUCUCUGGUCCAGCKCCGAGUGCUCCCGGGAGCAUCCCUACGUCUGCAAGUUCUACCCCUUGCACUGAGCACAGCCCCUGGCCUGUGGGGGACCCUGCGCCCGCGAUGUCCCUCCCGUGCCACCUCUGCUCCCUUCCCCACAAUUMCUAUAAAUAUAUCUAUAAAAAAAGAAGCACACAAGUGCUGCGUGAGCUUGGU
Messenger RNA from Malurus melanocephalus (red-backed fairy wren), 850 nucleotides. RefSeq names its product regenerating family member 4 (gene REG4). NCBI's taxonomy places the organism in Eukaryota, Metazoa, Chordata, Aves, Passeriformes, Maluridae. The coding region runs from base 241 to 720 and encodes 159 amino acids. The transcript has 6 exons. The record is from RefSeq and is a predicted model, not a curated record.